AUGCAGUAGUAUGAGAAAAAGGAAACUCCCCUUAAAUGCGUGCGCAUAAGUACAGUAGCCAUAAUAUCCGACGUUUUAUCAUCAGCUCCUAGAUUUUGUAAACCUUUUUUAUUUCACAUUAUUAAUUAAUUUUAAAUGAUAGAUAAUUUAUGAAAGUAAAUAAAAAUGGCAGAAAAUAAAAGCAGCUCAAGCGGGGAGGAGAAACCAGUAGACAAGUCACCUAUGAGUCAAUGUUACGAAAAUUAUAUCCUCGUUGACGUGGGCGCAAAUAUGACCAACAAAAAGUACAGUCGUGAUCUAGACAGUGUCAUCCAACGAGCUAAGGACGCUGGAGUACAGAAAAUAAUGGUAAUCGGAGCAAGUGUACGUUCUAGUAAGGAAGCGCUGCGCUUGACAAGAAUAUACCCAGGUGUACUCUAUUCAACAGCUGGAGUUCAUCCUCACGAUGCGAAGUCUUGGGAAGAUUCAGACACACUGAAUGAACUCGAGAGCAUCGCCAGUAAUCCGGAGUGUGUCGCUAUCGGGGAAUGCGGUCUUGAUUACAAUCGAGACUUCUCAGAUCCAGAAACACAGCGCGCUGUUUUUCACAAACAAAUAGAAUUAGCUUGCAGACUAAACAAACCGCUGAUUGUUCAUGAGCGUGGAGCACAAGCAGACGUGUUAGAGGUACUGAGUCACUACAAAAAUCGUUUGCCGCCGGUAAUGAUUCAUUCGUUCGUCGGGAUGGCUGAUGAAGCACAAUUAUAUAUCGAUCAAGGUUUUUACAUUGGUAUCACUGGUUAUUUGUGUAAAGAUAAAUCGGACAGCGGUGUUCGACAAAUUCUUGAGACUGGCAAUGUCCCAUUGGAUAAAAUAUUAGUUGAGACUGAUGCACCAUUUAUGUAUCCUAAUACUAGAGCUAGUAAACUUCCAAGUCAUGUAAAAGAAGCAUUAACCGAAAGGUCAAUGACUUUUCUUCAUCGUUAUUGCACUUUUCAACGUAAUGAACCUUGUGCCUUGCCGGCAAUUGUCGAAAUGAUAGCUGCUUUUAUGAAUAAAUCACCAGAAGAAGUAGCUUUAGCCACUGCUUUUAACGCUCUUAAGCUAUUCGGCUUAACUCAAUAAUUUCAUUAACAAUUGAAAUUAUAUUAAAUCUUAUAUCUUUUUAUUUUAAUAAUUGAGAUAUGAUUGUAAAAGUCUUAUUAGGGGUGCUCGUCGGUGCUAAUAUAAAUAAAUUUUUUAGGCAGCUUAUCAAUUUAAUGCUGGUGAUAUAAAAGAAAAAAAAUUGAUCGAACAACAUUAAAUUAAAUAUUUGUCAUUGGUAUUAUUUCAAUAAAUUUGUUGAUUUUUAUGUUAAUUGAAUACGUUUGGAACUAACCAAUGUAUUGUAUUGUAUUUUUAAAUUUUAAAACGCAACAUGUUUUAUAUUUUUUAAUAUUUGGAGUAUAUAAUAAUUCGCCAAUAACUAUGUGAAUUUUAAGUUUUUUUUUUUUUAAAUCAAAUUAUACAAACAUUUGAAAGCGUGGUAAUUGUGUAUAACUAACUUGUUUUUUAAUAUAAUAUGUAUUUUGUAUGUGAAAUUUAUUAUUUUUUUGUUAAUUAAAUACUCAGUAGUUAGUUCCGUCAUCAAUAUCAAUCGAUUGUUAAUUAUAAAAAUUUACUGUCAACUUAGUUUGAAUGAAUUUUACAAAUAGUCAAUAUAUUUUAUUGUUAAAAAAUAUUAACAACUAUUUUCAUAUAAUAAAAUCAUCUAAAUAUAA
Cotesia glomerata is the source of this 1739-nucleotide messenger RNA. RefSeq names its product 3'-5' ssDNA/RNA exonuclease TatD. NCBI's taxonomy places the organism in Eukaryota, Metazoa, Arthropoda, Insecta, Hymenoptera, Braconidae. Gene Ontology annotation, molecular function: single-stranded DNA 3'-5' DNA exonuclease activity. Bases 166 to 1104 code for a protein of 312 amino acids. Gene Ontology annotation, cellular component: cytosol. The record is from RefSeq and is a predicted model, not a curated record. The transcript is spliced from 2 exons.